Messenger RNA from Girardinichthys multiradiatus, 3183 nucleotides. It is a transcript of the gene fzd9b, whose product is annotated as frizzled class receptor 9b. Gene Ontology annotation, biological process: non-canonical Wnt signaling pathway; canonical Wnt signaling pathway. The coding region runs from base 968 to 2719 and encodes 583 amino acids. Gene Ontology annotation, molecular function: Wnt-protein binding; Wnt receptor activity. The record is from RefSeq and is a predicted model, not a curated record. Lineage: Eukaryota; Metazoa; Chordata; Actinopteri; Cyprinodontiformes; Goodeidae. The transcript has a single exon. Gene Ontology annotation, cellular component: plasma membrane.
UAUUAAAAGAGCUGACAUGCGUCAAUAACCUUUGAACCUAGGUCUUCACUCUAUGAGUGCUUUUCUAGUUUUAUAAGUUCCUGAUCAUGUAUAUUUGUUCUGUGGUGAAACCAAAAGACUUACAUUAGACGCAGUUCACCUGUGGGUGACUGUGGGGGCCCUAGUGAGCAUUUUAGCCCGGGGACCUUUUCAUAUACUUAAUGCGGCCCUAUUUAAAUGUAAAAAAAUAACAGCGCCAGCCGCAUAUCUAUGAGCACCUUUUCCAAGCCAACCUAGUAAACAGUUAGAAAAUGAAUGUGCUGCAUAUUACUGUGUAAUGCGGUAAAACUUAUUCAGAUCGGUUCAUGGCUGCAGGAACCUCGCGUUUAAAAUCGCCGCCUCUUGGGAAGCGUGUGAGGGAACUAUUCGCGGCAGAAAUGUCAGAGGUAUUUGACCAUCCUCCAGCAUUUGUCUGAUAGUUUUCCUUGUGUGGUGCUGCGGGUGAAAUGUGAGCGUCACAGGGCUCACUCCUCCUCCUCGUCCUCCUCCUCCUCUGUGUCUCUGCCGGAGUAAAGUCCCUCUGAGCGGCUCUAAAACUUCAGUGUGGAGCCUGAAAGCGGAGGAAGAGGAGCCGAUAAAAACGACACGAACAGCCGCUGUCCUGUCUGUCUUUUCCUGUUCGGGUCGAGGAUUUAAUCCUCGCUUUUUAUCUUUCUGGUUUCUGCUGAGCUGAUUACCGAAGUUUCCCGACUGUCACGCUGUGUUUACGGACCUGUUUCUCGGCUUUCUCUUGGAUUAAUCUGUUUUAAGUGCGGACUUUAUGAUCUAACAUAAAAUUGCUGUCUGUAAGCAGGUAUUAUCUUUUUUUCGGAGGGAUUUUUUCGAGUUAUGUGGAAAUAACGGGGAUCACUCCGUCUCUUUCUGACAUUUUCAUGCUUAUUCCUAAAGAACACAGACUUAUUGUUUUUCCUAGUUGAGAAUAAUCAGCAUGGAUGGUUGUCCGCUGCAGGUGGUGCUUCUUUUAUGUCUGCUGGUGAUUUCCAGCUCCAGCUUUGAGAUCGGCUCCUACGACCUGGAUCGGGACCGACCGGCUAAGUGCGAGCCCAUCGUUAUCCCCAUGUGCCAGGGGAUCGGCUACAACCUCACCCGGAUGCCCAACUUCAUGCAGCACGACGACCAGGAGGAGGCUGCCAUCAAGCUGCUGGAGUUCGCCCCCCUGGUGACCUACGGUUGCGACGCGCACCUCCUUUUCGUCCUCUGCUCCCUCUAUGCCCCCAUGUGCACGGACAAAGUGUCGACCUCCAUCCAUGCUUGCAGGCCCAUGUGCGAGCAGGCCAGGGAGAAGUGUGCCCCCAUCAUGAAGCAGUUCAGUUACACCUGGCCCGACUCGCUGAACUGCUCCAAGCUGCCCACCAGGAACGACCCUAAUGCCCUGUGCAUGGAGGCCCCCGAGAACGAAACCAAGAUGGACGGUGGGAAGAAGGGUGAGGGGAUGCUUCCAGUCCCCCCGAGGCCCCGGCAGCCGGGAACCAGUGGGGCCCGCUCUCCGGGCGCAGUGGGCUCCUGUGAGAACCCGGAUAAGUUCCAGUUCGUGGAGAAGAGCCAGUCCUGCGCCCCACGCUGUUCUCCGGCUGUGGACGUCUACUGGUCCAGGCAGGACAAGGACUUUGCCUUCAUCUGGGUGACCGUGUGGUCCAUCCUGUGUUUUGUGUCCACUGCUUUCACUGUGCUGACCUUCCUGCUGGAGCCCCACCGCUUCCAGUACCCCGAGAGGCCCAUCAUAUUCCUCUCCAUGUGUUACAACGUCUACUCUGUGGCCUUCAUCAUUCGUUCAGUGGCAGGUGCGGAGAACAUCGCCUGUGAUCGGGAGCACGGAGAGCUGUACAUCAUCCAGGAGGGGCUGGAGUCCACCGGCUGCACCAUAGUCUUUCUCAUCCUGUACUACUUUGGAAUGGCGUCUUCAAUCUGGUGGGUCAUCCUUACCCUCACCUGGUUCCUGGCUGCAGGGAAGAAGUGGGGCCACGAGGCCAUUGAAGCCCACAGCAACUAUUUCCACAUGGCUGCUUGGGGCAUCCCUGCUGUUAAGACGAUCAUCAUCCUCACCAUGAGGAAGGUGGCUGGAGACGAGCUGACAGGGCUGUGCUAUGUAGGUAGCAUGGACUCUGGGGCACUCACCGGCUUUGUCCUCAUCCCACUUUCCUGCUACCUGAUCAUCGGCACAUCCUUCAUCCUCACUGGCUUCGUUGCCCUCUUCCACAUCCGCAAAGUCAUGAAGACGGAAGGCACCAACACGGAGAAGCUGGAGAAGCUCAUGGUGAAGAUCGGCAUCUACUCCAUCCUGUACACGGUGCCGGCCACCUGCGUCAUUGUCUGCUAUUUCUACGAGAGGCUCAACAUGGACUACUGGAAGCUGAGGGGCCUGCAAAUGAAGUGCGGCUCCUUCGGAGGCCACGCCGGCGACUGCUCGCUGCAGACGUCCGUGCCGACGGUGGCCGUGUUCAUGCUGAAGAUUUUUAUGUCACUGGUGGUCGGCAUCACCAGCGGGGUGUGGGUGUGGAGCUCCAAGACCCUGCAGACCUGGCAGGGCCUGUGCAGCAGGAAGUUGGCAGACAGGACUAGUGGGAGGAAGCCAUGCAGCGGCGUGAACUGUGGCAGCACGCACUGCCACUACAAAUCUCCUGCUGUGGUUCUGCACAUGGCCAAGACUGACCCGCACUCAGACAGCCCCACACAUGUCUGACGGGAAAUACACACACACUAUGUGCCCAGAUUGAGGAGUUGCUAAAAGACUUAAACUGGAACUGUUGGGUACUUCUCUAAUGCUGCCAAAGGGCACACAGGUAUCUAUAAACAGUAUUCAAACAGUACAUAAAGGGAAAUGUUUAGUAUUGUUACCCCUAUUUUUUUGUUUAUAUUGUUCUCCAGUUUUGCAAAGCGAAGAUAUAUCAAUAUAUAUGCAUAUACUGUUAAAUGGGAGGAUUUGGGGAAAUAUGUGUGUAUUUUCCUCUCUGGGUGUCAUGAUUAUCUGUAUAAAUCUGUAAAAAUUGUUUAUUUAUUGUAAAUAUAUUUAAUUUAAAGCCCACCUUGGCUCUCACAAGAGUUAUUUAGUUACAUGCAAUAAAUGGUAAGGGGAAUUAAGUGCCUUUUAGAAGAAAAUUUGACUUUUUUGGGAGAGGUUAAUAAAUUUGUGGAGUUCAUGUCAAA